AUGGCUGAAUUCGUGUUUGCAGUGCAACAGGUCCCCCAGGCCAGAGUACUUCCGUACAAUGUGGUUCCUGCGCAAAACCAUCGCGCUUUUCUACAAGAACCUUGGCCAAACAGGUUGAUCGAUUGUUUGAUUGAACUUACCUACGUGGACGAGGUGAACCAGCGUGAUCAACCUCAGGAGGAGGCGUCUUAUCAUCUUCAUCUGCGUCGUGCAGGCGGCGACGCAUGGCUCGCCGAUCGUCAAAACGAAGUUCACGACACUCUGCAGUUUGCUCCUCAAACUUUAGACGACCUCGAGUCCUUCGCCUCAAUCCAGCCAAAUGAGGAGCGCGCGGCCGCUGAGGUUUGUUUGCAGACUGCAAAAACGGAGUUUGAGAAAGCCGUCGGUCCCAAUCGACGAGUCACUGGUAUUUCUCUUUCCUUUACGUGUGUUUCUCGUAUUGGUGCUUGGGGAGGUGGGGGUGAUCCAAAUGCCUUUAUCGAUCCAUAUGCCUUCAUCGAUCCAAAUAUCUUCGGACAACUCAUUAUGCACUACAUGUAG
This is a messenger RNA of Monosiga brevicollis MX1, 540 nucleotides long. RefSeq lists its product as uncharacterized. NCBI's taxonomy places the organism in Eukaryota, Choanoflagellata, Craspedida, Salpingoecidae. The transcript has a single exon. The record is from RefSeq and is a predicted model, not a curated record. Bases 1 to 540 code for a protein of 179 amino acids.